Molecule: messenger RNA, 2514 nt
Organism: Cordyceps militaris CM01
Lineage: Eukaryota; Fungi; Ascomycota; Sordariomycetes; Hypocreales; Cordycipitaceae
Product: FF domain
Exons: 5
Coding region: 1-2514 (837 amino acids)
Biological process (GO): mRNA cis splicing, via spliceosome
Cellular component (GO): U2-type prespliceosome; U1 snRNP
Molecular function (GO): RNA binding; protein binding
Source: RefSeq, a predicted model, not a curated record
AUGAACGGAUACGGUGGCCCCCAGGCGCCUCCGGCGUCGACGUGGGCGGAGCACCACACGCCGGAUGGACGGGCUUACUACUAUAACAGCGCGACCCAGGUCACGCAAUGGACCAAGCCGGAGGACAUGAUGACGCCGGCAGAGCGUGCACUGUCGUCACAACCGUGGAAAGAGUACACGGCCGAGGGCGGGCGCAAGUAUUGGUACAACACCGAGACGAAGCAGAGCUCUUGGGAAAUGCCCGAAGCCUUCAAGGCUGCCCUUGGCCACACCGGCGUACCGGCUGCGGCGCCAUUCAGCCAGGGAAACGCGCCGACCGGCUACGAUUCACACCGCGAUGGGCGAGACGCACGCGACCAUCGUGACAAUCGCGAUCACCGUGACCAGCGCGACCAUCGUGACCAUCGCGACCAGCGAGAUCGACGCGACCGAGGAGACCACCGGGAUCACCGCGACUACCGCGAUCGCGAUUCGUACGCCGAUGGACGACAGCUCGCCGCCCCAAUCGACCCCAAAAUCAGGGCGUUUGUACCGGCUAAUGACGACCCCGACUACGCUACACUGGAGGAGGCCGAGGCUGCCUUUGCCAAGCUGCUUCGCCGCAGUGGCGUGCAGCCCGACUGGACCUGGGAGCAGGCGAUUCGCGCGUCCGCCAAGGACCCCCAGUUUCGCGCCAUUAAAGAUCCCAAAGACCGUCGCGCUGCCUUUGAAAAGUACUGCCUCGAUGUCGUCUCGCAGGACAAGGAGCGUGCUGCGGAGAGGAUGACAAAGUUGCGCAACGACUUUGUGACUAUGCUUAAGCGCCACCCCGAGAUUCGGCACUACACGCGAUGGAAGACUGGACGCGCCAUUAUUGAGGGCGAGACCACCUUCCGAUCCACGAGCAACGAAAUCGAGCGAAGGAAUCUCUUUGAGGAAUACGUCCAGGGGCUCAAAAAAGCACACAAGGAGCAGCAGUCAAAUAUUCGCAAGAGCGCCAUGGACGGGCUCUUGGAGCUGUUGCCGCAGCUCAGCCUCGAGCCAUACUCGUCCUGGUCUGACGCACAAAAGACACUGUCCUCUACGACCACGUUCCAGACUGAAGAGAAGUAUAAAUCUCUGACCCAAUAUGACAUAUUAACAGCGUUCCAAAAUCACAUGAAGGCCCUGGAACGUGCUUUCAACGAUGCCAAGCAGGAGGAAAAGAACAUGAAGUACCGCAAGGAGCGCAAGGCUCGCGAUGCUUUCAAGCCUCUGCUCGCCGAACUUCGAAAAGACGGAAAAAUCAACGCCAAAUCGACAUGGUCCCAAAUCCUACCCGUCAUUGAGAAUGACGAGCGCUACAUUGGCAUGGCUGGCCUUAACGACGGCUCCACCGCCCAAGAGCUCUUCUGGGAUGCCGUGGAAGAAGAAGAGCGCAAUCUGCGCGGCCCUAGGAACCAUGUACUGGAUGUUCUCGAGGACAAGCGGGUUGAAAUUACACCCACGAGCGAAUUAGAGGAGUUCAUGUCCAUUAUGAGGGAUGAUCGACGCACUGCUAACAUUGAUCCCGAUACUCUUAAACUCCUCUUUGAACGGCUGCGCGACAAGCGAACCUCGAAACGGGACGAAAAACGGGACGAGGAUAGGCAGCCUGACCGCCACCAGCGCCGCACUAUGGACGAUGCCCGCGCCCACCUCAAGCGCAUGGAUCCUCCCGUCACCCUCAGUGACACUUUUGACAAGGUACGACCACGACUACUGAAGGUUGCAGAAUUCCAGUCGCUCCCAGACGAUGCCCUCCACAGCGUCUUUGACAGACACAUGCGCCGGCUUCGCGAAAAGGACGAGGAUGUGGAACGCGGCGUGCGACGAUCUAGCGAGCGCGACGUGGCGAUUCCCCGCCGUGACGGCGACCGCACGGCCCGCGGCGACCGGGACCGGGAACGCUCGCGCCGCGGUGCCGGCGGUGCGCCGCGACGACGCAGCCGCAGCCCGGAGCUGGACCCCUACGAGGCGGAUAGACGCAAGGCGAUUGCCGAGCGCGAGCGCAAUCAUCGUAAGUCCACCAUGGCCGAGAACCUGCUGGGUAGUGAGCGAGGUGCUGGCGGCCGGCCAUCGUCACCGCCGGUGCCGUCCGCGCGACGCGACCGUGAACCGCGCGAGCACCGCGAACCGCGCGACUAUGAUCGCCCGAGCCGCUCGCGGCGCGACGACGACCGUGACACGCGGCGCGAUAGAGAGGAGGACCGGGAUCGGUACCGCCGCCGGGGCGCGGAGCGAGGUUCGUAUGACGAGCUCCCCUAUGGUGAUGAGCGUCCGGCUGGCACGCGUCGCCGCCGCCAGGACGAAGAAAAUGACUAUGCGCGGAGAGAUUCAAGAGAUUCCAAGCGAGCCAGGAGAGACCGCUCUCGCGAGCGCACGCCCCCGCGCGACGAGCGUCGCAAGAGUCCUGCUCGGGCCGCGGCCGCUGCUGCUGUCGCUCCGGACGUACCGAGCAAGGACAAGGACGCCGAAAUGUUGAGCGGCAGCGAAGAGGGCGAGAUUGAGGAGUAA